This is a messenger RNA of Meleagris gallopavo (turkey), 2265 nucleotides long. Lineage: Eukaryota; Metazoa; Chordata; Aves; Galliformes; Phasianidae. The record is from RefSeq and is a predicted model, not a curated record.
GCCUGAGUGUGGGCCUGGGGCCUGUGUGGGGUUAAGGCCUAAGAUUGGGGCUGGGACCUCAGUGUGGGCUUAAGGCCUGAGUGUGGGGCUGGGGCCUGAGUGUGGGGCUGGGGCGUGGAGCAGCCCUGGCUUUAGCUCAAGGAAUUGCCCCAGAGUGACUCGAGGCUCUGGUGGGCAACUGCAAGGCCCCAGGUGUCCCCCCCCACCAAAAAAAAACCCCCAGCCUGACACGUCACCUUGCUCUCUUCCACUUUGCCACCUCGUUUUCCCCACUUCUAACAGCAUCCAACCCCGAGAAGAAAAUCCGACGGCAUCCAAAGCAGCUUCCAGCUUCCCCAAGUGCUCACCGCGGCGUGGUGGCACCAUGUUCGUUGCCAAAGGGGCUUGGACAUUGGUGGCCCCAGGACAACUUCCUGCCCACAUCCCUCCUGCCCCAGGACCAUCCCUGGAGCCACCCCUCCCCACCCACCAGCUCAACAUCCCCGCUUCCCCACCUCAUCCCAGCCCUCACCGCUGCUCCGACUGCGGCAAAACCUUUGCCGCCCGCUCCCGCCUGGCUGUUCACCGACGUGUGCACACAGGUGAGCGACCUUUCUCCUGCCCCCACUGCCCCAAACGUUUCAGCCAGAGCUCGGCGCUGGGUUUGCACCUCCGUCUGCACACCGGCGAGCGACCUCACGUCUGCUCCGACUGCGGCAAAGCCUUCGCCGUCUCCUCACACCUGGCUGUUCACCGACGUGUGCACACCGGAGAGCGGCCCUUCGCCUGCUCCCACUGCCCCAAACGUUUCAGCCAGAGCUCGGCGCUGGCCCUGCACCUCCGUAGACACACCGGGGAAAAGCCUCACGCCUGCACUGACUGCGGCAAAGCCUUUGCUGUGGCUUCGCACCUCGCAGCUCACCGCCGAAUCCACACUGGGGAGAAGCCAUUUCCGUGCCCGAGCUGUGGGAAGUGCUUCAGGCAGCGCUCCGGACUCGUCACGCAUCAGCGGGGACACAACGCUCGGAAGCCCUACAAGUGCACCGAGUGUGGCAAAGCUUUUGGGCAGAGCUCACACUUGAUGCGACACCUGGGCACCCACACGGGCGAGAAGCCCUACAAGUGCAGUGCCUGCACCAAGAGCUUCACCCAGAACUCCAACCUGCUCCAGCACCAACGCACCCACACUGGUGAGAAACCCUACGAGUGCAGCGCCUGCGGCAAACGCUUCGGCUGGAGCUCCAACCUCAGCCAGCACCUCCGCCUUCACAGCGGCCAGAAACCCUUCCAGUGCACCCAGUGUGACAAAUGUUUCAGCGAGAGCUCCCGUCUGGUGGAACACCAGCGCACCCACACUGGUGAGAAGCCCUACCUCUGCCCCGACUGCCCCAAAACCUUCAGCCGUAGUUCCCACCUCGUCCGUCACCGCCGCCUCCACGCUGCUGAGCAGGGACCCAGCCCUGCCCUGGCUGUGCAGCAGGGGCUCUGAGGGGGGACGGGAGGUCGUGAUUCAUCAAGAGGGUUUGCCCUCUUGGUGCCCAUCAUCAAAAGAAAGGUCCAUGGUGCGACCUACGGCUGCUGCAGCCCUUCUUUGGCGGCCCCUGGGAGCAGGGUUUGGCCCUGCGGAUGUUUGUCAUCGAGACAAAGAUUUCAGGAAGAUCUGUGAUGUGGUCGGGGGAGUCUUAGGGCUUCCCCAUGGUGGCUACAGGGACGCAGUCAGGCCCUGAUCAGACCAUUCAUCAGCACAAAGACUUGGGGAGGACCUUUGAUGUGUCCGUGGGCUCCUAUGGCAUUUCUGCAGCGGCCCUGGGGACACGUGUGACUCCAUCAACGUCUGUUGUUACGGGGAGCCGAUGUGGGCAAAGAGCCACGGGACUGCGGACAGAAUUGGCCACAAAGACUUUGUGAUGUGGUCAGUGGCUACGCAGCCCUUCUGAGGUGGCCAUGGGAUGUGGACAAGCCCUUUUGGUGGCCAUCCUCAACACAAAGACUUGGGAAGGGCCAACGGAAAAAAGAAUUGGCCCUGCUGGUGUCCCCACUGGCUCUUGCAAAAGCCACCUGGGCCACCGGAGUUGACACUGGGGCUAAACAUAGGCACAGAGACUUGGGGAGGACCUGUGACAUGGCUGAUGGCUACUGCAGCCCUUCUGUGGUGGCCGUGUGCCCGUGAUCCAGCCCUGCUGACACCCACAGUCUGCUGGGUGAGAGCCUCACGGGCAGGCAGUGGGGUAGGUGGGAUUUUUAAGGAAAACAGUUGCAUUAAUGGCACUAAAUGAGUCCUUAAAA